GAUUAUCGAGUAUCUGUAAGCAUUUCAGUGUUUUCUUUGUUCUGUUGUGGUGUAUUUUUUAAUAUAUAUAACUUUUUAAAGUAUUGCCUACGCCUAUGUAUUUACAUAUAUGGAAACGUAUGAUAUGUACUUCUCUGUGUUAAUUUUUCACGAAUGAUGUUUUUAAUUCCAAGUUAAUUAGUAAUCCCACAAAUUUUAUUGAAAAAUUAAAACAGACAGAAACAUUUUUAAUAAAAAUAUUUACUUUGAAUUUCAGUAAUCACAUUGUCGCGCAUCACUAUUGCCACAUUUCUUAUAUUAUUUUUAUAUUGUACUUAAUCCUUUUGAAAUUGCUCAAACUAUCAGAGAAUUUCUAGCUGAGGCAGUACUAUAGAAUGGUUUUGAAUAUUUAUUGUUAUUUAAAAUUGAAAUUAGGUACUAGCUAUUCUAAAUUCGCAUUUUAACAUGAAUUAAUAGAAAAAUAAAUAGUAUACAUUUUCAGUUUAAUACAACUCGCAACGUCGACGCGCACAUCGUGAAACCAAUGAGACUAUAACGCAUGCGUUUAGAUGUUUAGAGUGGUGGAUAAAAUUAUUAUCAGUUCCUUCUUGCAAUGAAAAUUUUGUCGUUAGUAUUAGGGCAAUACGUGAAAUUUUUCCCUUUUUUAUUGCCAACGUUAUUUUAUUUAAACUACAAUUUAAUCCUUUGUUUUAAAUAAAUGUAUAGACAAUCGUAAUUCCGGAUAAAUGAAUUGAAAGCUGCGGGGUCCUAGAUAAGUGUUCGAACAAACAAAAAUUCAGGAAAGUUCGAUGGAAAAAAUGUCUUGCUCAAGUAUUGUUUAAAAUGUUUUAAGUAAUUAAUAUAAAUUGGAUAUAUUCAAGAAUUUAAAACAAUGGUUUCGACAAGGCAAAUGACAAUAGGGAACAAUGGAGCUGGUGAAAGUAACCAGUCCACUAGUGAAGGACCUGCAAAAUUUACCAGAAACAGCACAAGUACGACAACUACACUUGCUGGUUGCAGUAGUUCUAUGCAAUACAGCAGAGUUCCUUCAUCACCUGUGCAAUCAACAUACCUUCUUGAUUUACCUCAAGAAAUUAUAGAAAAAAUAUUUAGUUACUUAAGAUUUAAGAAUAUCUGCCAAUUAAGAUUGGUGUGCCGUACUAUAAACCGCAUAUGCGAACAAAUUCUUAAUUCUCACUUUUUACGUCUACAAAAUCAAAUGCUUCAAAGGUUUCAAGAAAUCAAAGCCAAAAUGCCUCGAAGGGAGUCCGCUAGACGUAGUCAUCAUCUUGCCUGUGAAAGUGACAUCAUAGAAACUUUACAUAUGCGUUUGACUCUUUUACAAAUGUCUUUCGGAAAGCAUAUUGAAAGAAAACAUUGUUGCUUUUUUCCAGGAGAUAUUUUAGAUGAAGUGAACGACAUUUUACAUUAUAUUAAAGUUACUCCCAAAUUAGACCUGCCUUAUAAAGUUACUGACGAAAUGUUUGAUUUGUCCACAAUGGCCAUGGAGUACUUUAAAGAAAAAAUAGAACCGAAUUUGCCAGAAAUUGCUUAUUUUAGUUCUGAUUUUUUGAGUUUUCCGGGAAGGUUUACUAAUUCUUCUUCUCUUUUGGCGGAAACAUCUAAAGAUAGUGGCCAUGCAUCUACUGAUGAAAUAGAAAGUGGAGAAGAUAUGGUUGAGACAAUUCCACAGUCUAAUAUGGUACUACGUAAACGUAUUAGAAAAAUUAAACAAGGGAUGAAGCGUUACAAUAGUCAACUUAGUUUGUUGCGACAGGAUCUGAGGUCAUGUAAAAAGAAAACAUCUGAUCAACAAAAACAGAUAUCGGAGCAACAGAAACAGCUUGCUGAUCAACAGAAACAAACUCUUGAAUACGCUACUCGUUUGGAUGACUAUGAUAAGAAAAAUGAAGAAAUCUCUCGUACAUUGCUUCAAGAAUUGAAUAAAUGCAAAACGGAGUUGCAAUAUUGGCGAUGUAGAUCUCCAACUACUCCACCAUUUUGUAAUAAUUGUGGCAAUGCUAUUGGUCCACAACCAGAAGAAAUUCAAGCUUUAAUGAAUCAAGGGGUGAAUCCGGAGGGAUUAGGUAUAGAAGUAAUAUCUGACUCAGGCAAUUUGGAACAUCCAGAAUGCUCUAAAGCUAUUGAUGAAGAUCUAAAAGCCACUGAGAAGAAAUAUGUAACUAUAGACCAGCCAAGUACGUCAGUAGAUACGCUUCCUUCUAAAACAAAGAGAAAGGUAGAUGAAGAAAUUGAGGAACAGCCAAUAAAGAAAACGCGAAGGUUUUCAAAGAUACGUAGUAAACGCAGUGCAAAGGUUUAAAAAUAUUUUAUAAUAUUAACGUUCAUUUGAGGGCAUACCGUUUUAACAGAAUAUGCUUCAUAAUCGUAGUUGAUGUGUAGCAGACCAGUUAUGAUACUAAAAAAUAGACUAGAGAGUUUGAGAAGUUAGGGCAAGUCAACGAUUCUAGCUUAAAGGACGUAAGAAAUAAUGAGGGUACUGAAUAUGGAUUCAAAUCAAAAUUUUAUAUUAUAUAUAUACAGGGUCGGAAACAAUAGGGGGAACACUGAAUUUGUGGCUAAAUUAUGACUACGAAAAAUUGUAAAACUGUAUUAAUAAAUUAGAAUCAUCUAUCGGACAUUUUUUAUGAAAAUGAAUCGUUUUACUCCUUAAAUCCUGAAACCCUAAUUAUGGACACUAAUACUAGCAAAUUCACUUGUGUUACAUGCAGAAAGUCGAUAUGCUUGCAGUAUUUCUACAAAUGCUGCUGAAAUUGUUGCUAGAGCGACUAAAAAAAUUGCACAUUUCAUGCAGUGCACGAUUUGUGAUUUGCAUUUCUGCAAUAAAAUUUUUUGUUUAAUUAUCUUUGUUCAUCUUUAUAUUUCUCAGAAUUUAUAAAAUAAACUUUUCUCAUUGUAUUUUUUGCGUCAAUAAUGGUGGUAGAGACUUUUUCUAUCCAUAGAAAUGAAUUGAUCUAUGUAGAUAUAAGAGAUAUAUAUUAUAUUAUAUGUAGAUAUAAAAGUUUAUAUAAUAAAAUAAGAAAAGUUUUUUUCACAAAAUCUCUGAAAUAUUAACAUGAACAGUUGUAACUGAAUAGAAUAUUGGAUUACAGAAGUGUAAAACUUCUUCAUGGAAUCGAGGCUCUCUCACAAUUUGCUAAAUUUAUUUUUUGUUUCCAUAAGAAUCUUAGUAAGGCUCUUACUUUCUACUAACUGCCUAGCUAAUGUUUUAACAAAACUAUAGAGGCUCGUGUUAUUUCCAGAACAUGAAGUGUAUAUUAUGUAGAAGUUUAUACUGCAGACGUCAAACAGUUUAUAAAAAAUUGCCAUAGGCCAUCACCUUGUUCGACAACCACAUAUAUAUUUGAACAUUUUUCGUCCAUUGCAUCCACACCACCUUUGGCGGAAUUGUAGUACUCUAUUAUUUCGGGUUUUCUGGUAUCUGCAAAUUGGUGUUUCAUGGUGUAUUGUUGACAAAAGAAUAACAGACUUUUCCUUUUUUAGGGAUAUACAAUAUCAGUGUCGUAUAUUUAGUAAAUCCAAAAAGUGUUAUACGGAUUUUGUUAGGUAGAAAUUCUGCAGGUUGACAAAGAUUAACUUAUUUUUAAACAGAUGGUCUGCUAACUUGAUUGAUGAAAACCAGUUGUCCUUUGUUAUAUUUCUAUUGGAAUUCGAAGGUUUAGCUACUCUGAUAACUGAUUGCAUUGGCUUCUCUAAUUUUCUUUUGUCAUGGGCUAGACCUUCAGUAUCGGUGUAUCUUUCUGCAUAAGUAUUUACAUUGUACAAAUAUUCCGUAGCUGUAAAAGCUAUAUUUCUUAUUCCAUAUUCUCUGGCUUGGAGGGAAUAUACAUGUUUAAUCGGCAUCUACCUCUAAAUUCCAUCAGCAUCUUGCCGAUGCAGGCAGAGGCGCCAAGAGAAUAAAUUUUUUGCAUUUUUUAAAGUUAUGUGAAGAAACUGACUAAUAGUGGUGGUAUGAUUCGUUUACUUUCUCUCUUCUCUAUCUUCUGAAUUGUCGAACCGCAGAGCUCUUAAUAAAUUUGAAAAUCAUUCUUUUGACAUCACUGCUUCAAAUAUAUACCUUUCUGUUCCUUCUGUGACGAAUAUGCUACUGAUUUCUUCAUUGUGGGAUUUCAAAAUUUAUAUACAUAGAAGCAAGUCUAAGGAAUCCAGUAGUUCAAUGACAUCCGCAUGAGGCGGCUUCUUGUAACCAACAAUCAUAACUUUCACUUAGUUCCAAAUUUAAUAAAACAAUUGAAACAAACGAUUUUCAAAUUUAAUUGUGUUAAGCCCGUACUAAACGAUGCGUCCAAUGCUUACAACAUUAUACGCUGGUAUGGUUAGACGCAUCGUGCAGUCAUAGUGUGACGAAUGUUUAGAUUUCAACGUUGGCAUUGGAACGUUAGCAAUGAAAAGUCGGUUUUUUUGAUCCGCGUCAAAGAAGUAUCCAACAUUGGAACGAACUUGGAACCAAUACUAGUGGUACAAUUAUACACACAUCUUGCAAUCUUGCGCAUAAAUGCUAUGUUAUUUUAAAAGAAUUUAUAUCAGUUGUAUGCUGUUCAUCACUUUUUUACCACGUUUUCAUUUCUUUAGGUAAGUUCAGAUGAAGUUAUUCGAAUGUACGUUCUCAUAAUGACAAAUGGGAAAUAAAUGUGAUUUUACACAAACGUUAAAAUGAAUAAAAAAUUUUCGGCAUACAAGUUGGGAAACUGAAUGGCAAUCUGUAAUAAUAGUAUAUAAAUUUGAUAAUGUCUUUAUUGGUCACUUUCCAUCAUAAUGAUCAACUUUUUAUUGUAUUAUACGAGUAGUUUCAAGUAUUAAACUCGAUUGUACGAUAUAAAUUCUGAAAGAACCAUAAAUGAAGUAGUUUUGUUUUGGUAUCAUCAACACUUAAUAAAAUUUCAUGAGAUUUUGAGAUUUCCUGACCUCAUGCUACAAAAAUUAAUAAACGUUCCUUUGGGAUACUGUGGUAAUAAUUAUAUUUAAAUGUCAUUGAAAAAUCGAUCGAAAAAAGACCUUUUUGAAAAAAAAAACGAAGGGAAAUUCCUUAAUUGACAAAGACAUGAAACAUAGAACUUACCUUGUAUUAUUUAAUUCAGAAAUAACAUGUCUAGUCAAAAAAAGUAUAAAUAGAAGGCGAGAAAAUUUUAUUUGAGAUUUUUCCGUCAUAAUUAAGCCACAAAUUCGGUGUUUCGCCCAUUUUCCCAGAUCUGGUAUAUGUGCCCAUAAUUAUGAAAGUGGUCUAAGUUGUAUAUUUCUUUUCGCGGUAUUUAAAACUAUUUUUACAUUAUGCGACAUUUUAAUGUAUAGCUUUUUCAGUUUAAAUUUAUAGAAAUUAAUUAUAAAUAUGAAAAAUUUUGUGUAAAUUUCACACGAAAAUGUUUUUAAGCUUGAAUUGACCUAGACCGUUUUCAAAAUUAACUAAACGUCCUAUAAAUGAUUUGAAGCAAUGAAGAACUAUGAGUUUUGUUUGAAACAAUAACUAAUAAGAUAAUUCAUGUGAUCCAUUUGUAUCUUUUCGAAAUUUUAAGAUUCUUAAAAUGUUCCUGAAAAACUGGAGGGAUAUAUGGUAGUAAAGAUAAUAUCUUUCUGUUUUCUUCCGUUACUGGUCUAGUGGUGGUGUAUAAUAGAAGUAAUUUAAUAUUUUCUUACAUUUGUGGUCUUCCUCUUUUAGGUGAGAGAUCCAACUCGUGGAAUUUGGAAUUAUCUAAAGAAGUUUUAUAGAACGUUUUAUAAGGUUCAUUUUUAUGCGGUAUUUUUUACUCUUGUUAUAGAUUCUUCUAGAAAUUUCGUUUAAAUAAAAUCCGGCUGCGAAAUUCGUUUUAUCGAAAAUUUAUUUCUUCUUCUACACUUUUCUAUCAAUUCAUAAUAAUGCUCAGGCUUGUAGUAAUUAAUUUUUUUUCAUUGUCAUUUCUAUAAAACCCAAAUCACAGUUAUUCGGCAGAAAGGAAUGACCCGACCAAAAAUUUGUGGUCUACCAUUUCAUUAUUAUUAUUUGAUGACUGAGGAAUUUUCACCCCUGUUAAUGCUACUUUUUAUUAUGUGUUUUUGAGUAGUUAUAUCUUCAAUAUGCGCUAAAAUGCAUGAAUCUACUUCUUGUGCACCCCUUGAAGCUGUAAUUUAAUCGCAUAAAUACAUCUUGACAUUGUCUUCAUGGAAAUUAUGGAAACCCAAGUUGUAAACGUACAUAUUUCGCUUAUUAACGAAAUAGUUUCUUUUGCUUUUUUCUGGUCUUCUGCAAGACAGUUCUUAGCUCGUUCGGCAUUUUGUAAAAGUACAUAAUUGCAUACUGAUUUUUCCCUUAAGUAAAUUACAUUUUUGGCAUGUGUAUUUUCGAGGAGCAUGGAGAAUGUAAAUCCAUCGAGGAAUCUUUCCACGAAGAUCAGUUCCAGUUGUUUCAGUAUUCAGAGCACGAGUUAACCGCCGUACAGAAAUUUUAUAGGUAUCUAAAAAUUUUCCGCAAACCGACACCUCUGACUUAUUAUUAUUGACAGAAAAUAUUUUUUACUGCAUUUUCUCAUGUCUUUCUCACAGAUACAGAUUCUGGGUUACAAAAUCUUUUAGUUUCCAAAAAUUAUCAAAAUUAGAUUUUAUUUCAUUAUAUUCUACGCGAUCUGAACAUUUUUUUGAGCAAAAGUAUUCACAAGUUUUGAUUUUUUUUGUUGUGUAUUCUUCGCCAUUAUUGCUUUUAAUUUCCUAAUAUUUUGUGCGUAACUAUCCUCAUUUCUUGUCCGUUUUCUUUUCUUAUAUUUUUCUAUCUGCACCAUUCGUAUUGUUUUACCUUGCACCAUAUCUGGGAUUUCUAAAUUUACAGUCUUGUUACGAUUCAUCUGAAGAUGGUAGAUAAUUGUCUUAUUCUUUUUAUACAUAUUCCUAUAAAAAGGACGUUGUCAUUAACUUAACUAAACCCCUAUCUGUUGACAUAGUGGUCAAAUAUAUAAAUUAUUUUCCACUAAUAAUUAGUUCCGAAGAGCACAACUGAAUUAUAUGGUUAGAGAAACCGGAAUUAAUUGUCGUUUUUGUUAUUAUUUGAUUGUUUUUUAUCGGCUUAUCAUCAUCAAAGAGGGCGCCGCGCCAAAUUUUUGACUUGGACCACUUUCAUAAUUAAUACUAAAUAACGUUGAACAAUUACAAUCACUAUUUGAAGGUUAAUUUUUGACAAUAUCGUAAAAAUUCCAUUGAAUCAAAUCAGUUUAAAAUAAUGUGUGGUGUGAAAUAAUUGAUAAACUCAGUUUUUUUAAGUUUUGACUGAGACCUUUUCCAUAAUUAUGGGCACACAUAUACGCAUACACUAUAAAUCAAAAGAGUUGUAAAUAACACUUGAAUUUAUUGUAGGAAUUAUCACUUUUUGGAUGAUCCCAUGUUCAUAAAUUACCUUAUCAAUGAAUCUAGAAAGUACUAUCAAGCUUGGUUCAUACUGAUAUCUUGAACUCACACACAUUAAAAAGCAAAUUUUAUUCAAAUUAUUUCUAUUUUCAAUAAGCAAUCAUAUUAUAUGAAAAAUUUAUGCAGUUCAUCUAAUUCUAUUAUUAUCUCUUGAUAUUAAUUUAGUAGAAAACUAUCUUGAAGCUGCUUCCAUUUAAUGAUAUUUUUAUAUUUGUAUAGUAAUUAAUAAUUGAACCGCCUAUUGGAAGAUGGAAAUAAAUCCAAAAAUUAAUUUUGGAGAUAACUGAAGAAAACUUAGUAAUGUAAAUGUGUUGGAUUUAUUUCCAUCUUCCAAAUUAUCUUAUACUAUAUCGUCCCAAGCCAAAACCAUGAAUGUUCAAAACUAUAAUUUCGAGAUAAUGAGUUUUAGUUUGUAAUGACAGGGAAAAAUAUGAUUUUUGUGCGAUUUUAAAUAUUUUCUGCCAUAAGUAUAAUUCGUACUGACCAAUUUAAGCAGCCUAAUAAAAUUUUGGAUAUGUUUAUUUAUUUUUUUUGGAAAAACACACCCUUGUGUUUAUGCCGUUGAAAUAUUUCAAACAAAUGUUCGCCGAACACAAUAAUUAAAAGUAAAAAAAAAUCAUUUUGUAACCUGAAAAUAAAAACUUGCAAAACAUUACACAUGGUUUGCAAGUCUUUAAACUUUGCAUUGGAAAUAGGUAGCUGAUCAUUGUUGGACAUAUUUAAUGUAACUUUUCUUUGACGUCCUUUUUGGAACAAUUUACUUCCUUAAAAUCUUCAUCUAUGUAAUAGGGUCCUUGCAUACUUUUUUUAAACCUUAACUACGUUUAGUAUAUCGUUCUUAAUCACACACUAUUUUUUAAUUUUUUUUAAACAGUAUAUUAUUUUAUAAAAAAAAUUGAAUAAAUUGAAAUGCCUAAAUGAAUCGCCAAAACGCAUUUGAUGUUACAUGAUUGAGUGUGACGUAAAAAGAAAGUAAACAGACUUAAGUGAGGUUAGAAGUAAAUACAGUUUAAACAGAGUAGUUGGGAUUCUUUUCAAAAACACUCGCAUCGUUGUGAGUAUUUUGUAGAAUACAAGAUGCUUUGUACAAUCACUAGUAUAAAAACACUAAAUAAAGUUUUCGUGCAAGUCCCUCGGGAGGACAAGCGACGAAAACAAUGGUUUGAAGCUAUAAGAAGGGAUUAUGCGAUUAUUAUGUUUGUGAAGACCAUUUCAAUGUUAGUUUUAUCUAUGGGUAUUAAAAAAAUGUUAACUUAUUGCUAUUUGAAGUUUGAAACAGAUUUGGAAAAUUGUAUGAUGUGGAAACUAAAAACAAUGCAAAAUAAUUUGAUUUUAAUAGUUAUUCAUUUAAUGUUUGUCAUGUCAAUUGGCCUUUUAAUUGCCAUUAACAAACAGUUUAAAAUCCGAGCAAGAAAGGAUUUUAACAUUGCAAUUUAUAUGAAAAAACAUUGAAUACAAAGUUUUAUUGAAAUAAACUACCUGCAGCUUUAAAAUGUUACUCCACCUAUUGAUUAUUAGCAAAGAACGUAGCAACUAUGAAUGCAUCUACCUUAGGUAGAUUGUCCGAUCUUGCUUAUAUAAAUCCUAUUUCGGCCAUCAUUUCAAUUAGAAUAAUUUUUGAAAUCCUUACAAAAACCCAAAUCGCACUAAACAACCAAUUUCUUCCACUAACAACAACAGAAUGGCGUUUGAAAGGGCGACCACGUUUCAGUAUUUACUUACUUUCUACGUCACAACCUCGGUAACCAAUAGACACAUGUUUUCUGUCACGUGUUAUUAUUCAAAUUAUCAACCUAAAUUUAUAAAUAAGAAGUAAUAUAUAAAUGUUUGAAUAUGUUAAAUACCCAAAUUACAGAUCACUGCAAGGACCCUAUUGGUUUCAAAGAAAAUUUUUGUUGGCUCAUCUUUUACAUAGCGAAGUCAGCAAACUUUACGCCAUGGAAUUUGAUUAAUGUUGAAAGACUGUGUUCCUAAUGUCUUAAAAUCCAAAAACUUCGAUUUGUCACUUCUAGAUGUCUUCGACUUGUCCUUGCAUCACAAAUAUUGUGUGUACAAUUCUCUACAGAGUACACUGGAACAUAUUUCAUCUUAACUUCUAUUUUUGAAUGUAUUGAGUCGCACAUGGCAGAGAAAAUGGAGUUUUUUUUACUUUUACAAUCAUGAGACAUUAUACGAAACUUUUUAAUAUAGUUUUGAUGUGCGAAAAUGUAAUUGUGAAAGCAAGACUGAUCCUCUUUUGACUUGACUUUCCUGCCGAACAUAACAAAGAACAUCUUGGUUGGCUAACUUGGUUGGAGAACUAAUUUUCCGUGAAUAAUUGACCUGGUGGAGAAUUGGCGGGUAAACACAUUCAUGAGUGUAGCAUGGCUAAUACUAUAAGACUUAUGGUGCACUUAGACCAAAAUGGCCAAUUUUGCAGAUUCAUGAUUUUGGCAAGGGAUGAAUCAUAUACAAAACAAUUAUUAAAAUAAACAAUAAAUGCAAAAACUAUUGAUUGAUUCGAAAAACGUAAGGACACACUAUUAUUCAUUUAUUUCUUCAUUUUCGGUCCGUGUAGUUGGACAGGUCUGAAUAGUAUCCUAUUGAAUUUGUCAAGAAUACAUUUUUUGUAUUUUUUUUCUCAUUUAUGGGUAUUUUAGUAACAUGCCGGUUUUUCUGGAUUUUAGAAGGUUUUUGUAACAACAAUGUAGCCUUGAUCAUAAAUAAAUUCGAAAAAUGUCAAGUAACCUUUAUGACUUGAACUAUUCUCAAAGAUUGUGUAUAGCGGGAUUUUGAAUGUUGUCUUUUCUAAUGAUCUACAGCUUUUUUUGAAACAUCGCUGCCAUGAGUUUUUAAAAUCAAGUCACAUUACUGCAGAAACUCUUCACAAAAAAACUACCUUGACCCCUCUUUAAAUAUAUCCGUUAUGUAUGCAAUGUAUAAAGAAUUGCGCCAGGAGAAAAAAAUUAUAAACUCAGUUUCUUUAGAAAAAAUAUAGACAGGAAAUAUAAUUUAGGGUUGUUUCCACCAGUUUAAAAAGUUUUUAGAGCAUAAGGAAAUGGUUGAAACUGAAAGAAUAAAAAUAGAAGAAACAUUUCAAGAACAUUAAGGAAAAAAGAAUUAGUUUGCAAUUCCAGGGAUGACGACUACAAGCAGUCCUCAUAACACCGGCAGGCUCAGCUCAAAUUUUUUAUUUGAGACGGUUAGUCAUCUACAAUUUGACAGUUCACAACUUAGCCAAACAAGAUGUUCUUUGUUAUGUUUAGGAGGAAAAUCAAGUCAAAAGAAGAUCAGUUGAAAUCUCUUCUGCAUACACAUUUACAUUUUCGCACAUCAAAAUAACAUUAAAGUCUGAUGGUUGUAGCGGUAAAAAAAACUCCAUUUUGCUGCCAUGUGCCUUCAAAUUCUCUCAAUCUGAUCACACAGAAAUUGAGUGCGACUCAAUACGUUCCAGUGUAUUCUGUACACACAAUAUUUGUGGUGCAAGGACAAGUCCACGACAUUUUGGAGUAAAAAAUCGAAGACUUUCGAUUAUAAGACAUUAGGAACACUGUCACAAAUCUGGUAUGUCGUUUGAAGUAACGGAUUUAACUGAGAAACCUCUGUUUUUUGCAGCCAAAGUAAGACUAUUAUACUCAUUUGGAUCGUAAAUUCUGUCCUUUCUCCUAACGAGUCUUUUAUCAGUCCUGAAAUUUUUGUCACACUGUAAAAACUUAUUGAUAUAUUUUAUUCAUUGCAACAAGGGUAAGAAAGGGUGUUAUUCUUAUUUUGUCAUCUGCUUGCAUCGCUAAAAACGUGUAAUUUUUUGAUACAAGGAUCCAUGUUCUUUUUCGUUUUCCACAAUAAACUACACACUCAUGGUAAGUAAAGAAACAGCUGGAUUUUUCCUGAACACAAAACAUUUAAAGCAAUAGUUUUCUCAAAUAAAACAUCCCUUGAAUUGGGAUCUCAUGCAUCUUUAGAUUUUGCAAAUCUUAUCUUUCCUGACACAAUGCCAAUAAUUUUUUUUAUACAUUUUUUAACAUGUUUAAGAUGCACGUAACAGCCACUGUAUUCGCAUUCUCAUUGAGAAAUUUUGCUUUUUAUUUUUGUUUCGAGUUCUUCGUACGUCGAGUAAACGUUCACUUAUGGCCAAAUCUGUAGUCAUGAUUAUAAUUAAAAUAUUUUCUGUAAUCAUUACCAUUUUACGUAUUGAUAUCGGGGGUAUUUUUCCAAAAAAUGUUCAUGAAUUAUUUUGACGUUUAGGUUGGCUUCUAAAUAUUGUGCUGUAAUGAGAUUAUUUUAGGGGAAGUUAUCGGAUAUGCUCAUGAAUAACAGCAAUAGGUUCGUUUAGUAAAACAUUACCUCGGUUACAAUUUUCCCUCGUUUAUCUUCAGGUACUUUUUAUAGCAUAUAAAAUGGAGAAAGCAUGAUUUUCACGUUUUUUCGUAUUCUCCUUUUUGAAUGGCGGCGAUUUGAGUAUUGAGUAUUCAAGGAGACUCAUCAAAUAUACGUUUUUUUUUUAUUUUUCGAUCGUCCAUUUUAAACUAAUUUAAAUAUUUGCUGUUAUUCUACAGUACUGAAAUGCAGAGUGCAAUUUUUUUUCACAAACAGUCAAUAUUACAGUUAGAUUUAGCUGACAGUAACCUCCCAUUACUUGUACUCACAUAAUAUUGACCAAGUAGUCACUGCGACUUCUGUUUUUCUUUUUUGUACAAAUGGGUAUUUAUAACACCUCUUCUCUUCCUUUUCAUAGUCUCAGCUUCAGAUUAAUUAUCAAAUGAGUCGUUACAACUAUUUUCAACGUCUCCGAUAUAACAAAGUAAGUUGAAAGAAGGAUAUAAAGGAAGGAUUUAUUUCUUUCUUUCUUCCGACUAACGGUUUUUGUGGCCCCACGAAUCUAUACCAAGUUAAUGGUUUUUAUUCCUUUCCUCGAACUCACAAUUGAGCAGUUUAAUAUAGAAUAGAAAAAUUUAGAAAACUUGACUCGUGGCAACGUGGCGUUUAUUCCCUUCUUCCAAUUGGCGGUUCAAUUGUGUUCUAGAUAAGCCGAUUAAAACUACCCUAAAUGUUUACUUACAACUUUAAGCUUUUGUUGGGAUGUAGUGAUUUUUUAUGAAAAAAUGUGGGAGACUGGAGAGACUACUUGGAAAUAUUUGCCCUCUCCCACAAAUACUCUCAUUUUAUAAUUGUAGCUUUACCCUCACGCACUGCAAAUCUUCUUUGAAAAGCCUUCACAUUUCAAAAAUAACGUAUGAUAUCCUAUUUUAAAUUUGGGGAUAUUUACUGUACUCACUCAAUAUAUAUUGAAUGGUUAAUUGAAAUUAGCUAUAUAAUAUUGUUUGAAAUGAAAUUUUGGAAGACCUGUUGAUGAUUAACUAAGACAGCUAAUCUUCAGAGCACCUCAUAUCCACGAGUGAAUAAUAACUCAUUAUAAGCGAGUAGAAUACUAAACUUUAUCCACAACUACUAAAUAUUUUGAAACUCAUUACUUCUACAUGCAUCAAUCACCCCCAUUAUUGAAGCAACUUUAAAUUACAGAAUGUAAUGAAAUAAAUAUGUGAAAUAUUUACUUAAUAUCUUACUUUUGUUUCCAGGAAUUAAUCAUCACAUGGUUUAGUUACAAAGUUAUUGAUAUCUUCGUUAAAAAAAUGUUUUCUUUUUUUAUGCUGAUAACCUUUUGCUUACCGUUUUAAUAAUAAUUUUUUCAGAAUUUUCCAAAUUUAUACCUUGUUGUAAGGUGAUCAUAUUUCUAAGCGUUGAAGAUUUAUAUUCAGUAAAGUGUAUUCACAAAAAAGAUUAAAAAAAUGAAGUGAUUUUAUUUUCCUUUUGCCAGUUCAAAAAAGAUUCAUUAUUAAAUACUUUUUUGACUUUCGGCAAUCAAUUUAAUAAAGCAGCUUCUCUAAUUUUUUUUGGGGUUAGAGAAAAGUAAUUUUCAUUUUCUAUGUACAUUUUUAGUUGAUUUUUUAACCUUUGUGUAUAACACUUACUGAAAUAUAACCCUGGAGUCUCGUGGUCCCCAAUAUAAUUUUUUUUGUUACCACAAGUUGUUAAAAAUGUUUGAAAUGAUUCAUUCUACAGCUUGUUUAGGUGUAUCUAAAUAGGCUGAAAUCAUUUUUGACCAUUAAAAUAAUUUUGUUUAAAUUAAAUUUCAUAGAUUCAUAUUUUGAUUUAAAAAAAUACAUCGAUUUCAUUUUUAAAUUUUUUUAAACGGGAUUAAAACUAAUGAUAUUUUUUGAAAGUAUAUAAAAAGUAAAAAACUUUAACAUAUUUGUAAAGUAUUAGAGGGUUUUUUUAUAAAACCCCUAACCUAAAACCCUUUGUCUUUUGUGAUCCACCAUGUUAUAAGAUUGCUAACAACGCUUAAAAUAUUUACCAAACUGUACUCGCUUUGUAACGCAUACUGGAUGAGUUUUCUUGGUGAUUUUAGCCAACAACCAGAUUUACAAGUUUUGCAAAUGCGCUUGAAAAUUAUUUUUUUACGUACUGUAUUGUAAAGUCGACUGUACAGUACUAAUUUGAGUCUCCCAAUCCCAUUUGAAAUGACUAGAAAUAAAAAAUCAAUUAACAUCAAUAAUUUAACUUUUAUUUUUGAAUUUUAACAGUAAUGGUGAAGAUAUGUGGUUUUGGGUUAACAAAAGUUUCACCCUCUUUCUUCAUUCUUGCUAAUUUCUUUUGGCUCUCGACGGAUUCUUCCACAUAUUCUUCAGCCACUGAUGAACUCUUCCAUCCACCAUACCGUUUUAAAACAUUAAUAUCAGCUCCGGCGUUGGUCAAAAGCGUUAACGAAGUCCUUCUGAAGCAAUGUCCGUUUAUACUUUUCUGGAUGCUCAAGAUUGGGAAAUUCAGCAAUUUUUCAGAUGCCCCGCCAACAGUGUGUAUUCCAGCUCUUUGAUCUACGCAUUUUCCCUGAGUGUAGCCUACCAAAAGUGCUUUUAGUGGAAGGUGUUUUCGCAAAUUUAUAUAUUUUCUAAACACAUCCAAAUAUUGCACUGAAUUGCUGAUGAUCACAGUAAAAACACUUCGAACAUGUGUUUUUGUGUGAUUAAUACAAACUACUAACUGAGAACCAAUAUCCUCUACAACGUCUACUUCUACAUUAUAAAUGUCUUCCCUUCGACUACUUUCACCAGUAAAUAAUCUUUGUCUGUAGCGUAUGAAACAGUAUGAAAAAAAACAUUAGAUAUUCUUGACUCGGCUCCUUCGUCGCCUCGUCCAUAAACAUCUAUCUCGUAUCGUACUAAAUCACUUCCCGAACUUAUAACGUAAAUAGAGAAUUUUUGGAGUUUCUGCUAUUCCUUACAUAAAUUCGUCAUUUUUUAUGCGAAAGAUGGCGUUAAAAAUGUCAACUUCCAUGAAAUGUGGAUUUACAGCUCUAGUAUAUUCAUCCGACGAUAUGAUUUAUCUCAUACUUCAGUGAAAUCAGUAAUUAUUAUAUUAAAUCGCUUAUUCAAUCUUCGUCGUGCUAAAAUAUUUCAGAUAUCAUUUUUGCCUAAUAAAAGAAUCUUACAGUCGUCGAAGUAGUACAGACAUUUUUACUUAAAUGAAACCAUUACAAAAUUAUUUUGUCGAUAGCACACUAAUUAUCCCCACAUUUAAUAAAUGGAAUAUUGUCACAUUUGACAUAGAAAGUACAAUAAUGAUUUAUCAGCUUUAAGGAAAAAUUGCAAUCACUGAUUGUUGUGUAUUCUCUAUAUCAUCUGUACGUUUUAAUGACAUAAAUUUUUUCACGGACUCUAUAAUUUUAGUGUUGUUAAAACGAUGGAGGAUAUGUCUCAGGUGUCCAUAUUUUUGUAGCCCAUACACGACAGGUGUUUGGACACAAAAUGUUAUUUGAUUGAAUUAUUUUAUUAUUAAAUUUUGUUGUGAUUUAGAUCCACAAAAUUUUCAAAAAAUCGGAUUUAAGAGAAUUUGAUAUGAGUAGUAGAGUAGUAGAGAACAAUAGAAUUUUCUUGAAAGCUACAAGCAAAGAACUUUUAUAUCAAUUUUUCUUUAGAAUACAUCGACUAUUUUUUGAAAAUGUUGUUUUUUCUAGAAAUAAUUUCAGUACCUAAUUUAGUUGUAAUAUAAAAUGUUUUUUUUACGGUCAUAACCACAUAGAGUUUAAGUGAAUUUAUAGUUUAUUUCAUAAUGUUAAAUUGAAUUUGUAAUUAAUAUUAAUUUUUUAUUAAAAUUGAAACGAAAUUACCUUUAAUUUGGACUUGAUAAAUUCACGGAAGUUUUUCUCAUAAUUGUAUAUACAAAAAAAAUUGCAAUCUAUCCGAUCCGAAUUUUUUAUAUAUAAAACAUGGAAAAUAAACAUUUGAAAGAAUUAUAAAAUAUUUUUGUGGGAAAAAUUACUGGCAUUUUCAUCUAAUUUGAAUGAAGUGACCUUUUAUUUAUCUUUAAUAAUUAGAAUAGGAGUGAUAGUAAUUAUAUAAAAAGAAAAAAAUUUUUGUCUAUUUUCAAAUUGAUUGUACUAUGUACUCUAUAUUUUAUUUACUUAAUAAAUUAUUUGUGUGACUUGUA
Molecule: messenger RNA, 15831 nt
Organism: Diorhabda carinulata
Lineage: Eukaryota; Metazoa; Arthropoda; Insecta; Coleoptera; Chrysomelidae
Gene: dmpd
Product: F-box only protein 28
Exons: 6
Coding region: 872-2302 (476 amino acids)
Biological process (GO): positive regulation of DNA-templated transcription
Cellular component (GO): nucleus
Molecular function (GO): protein binding; transcription coactivator activity
Source: RefSeq, a predicted model, not a curated record